AUGAGUGAGUUCUUGGCACAAUGCGAGGAAGUGUUCGGAGAGAAAGACCUGUAUAAGGUCCUCGGAGUGCGAAAGACCGUCAAGGACGCCGACAUCCGCAAAGCAUACUACAAAGUGUCCCUGAAGGUCCAUCCGGACAAGGCCACCCCCAAGGACCGUGAAGACGCCACCAAGCGCUUUCAGAUCCUCGGGCGAGUGUACUCGGUCCUCGGCGACCCGGAGAAGCGUAAGAUCUACGACGAAACUGGCACCGUCUUGGACGACGAGGACAUCGUCAUGGACCAACGGGACUGGACGGCCUACUGGAGGAGUCUGUUCGGCCGAGUGACCUUGCAGGACGUCGAGAACUACGAGAAGGGCUACGUGGCCUCGGAAGAGGAACGCAAGGACCUCCUGGAACUUUACCGCAAGCAUAAGGGGAAUUUGGACCGAGUGUUUUCAGACCUGUGGUUCUACAAGACUGAAGACGAGGAUCGCUACCGGCAGAUCCUGCAGGACGCCAUCGCCGUCGAGGAAGUCCCGGCCUUCGAUGCCUUCGUCCGGGAACCCGAGUCGAAGCGAGCCAAGCGGCAGAAGAAGGGGGCGAAGGAAGCCCAGGAAGCCAAAGAGAUGCUGACCAGUCUGGGCGGUCCCUCGUCGUCAUUGCACGAGGCCAUCGCACAGCGGCAGACCCAGCGGGAAAAGCAGCAGGAUGCUCUCAUCCAGCACCUCAUGGACAAAUACGUCAAAGAUGCUCCAAAAAAAAAGGGCGCAAAACGCGCUGGCGCUGAAACGUCUCCAAAGGGAUUGACGGAUUCAGACGACUCUGAAGAACCCCCCAAGCGCCGGAAAGGCCAUCCCCCUGAAAAAUCCCCCAAUCCCCGGAAAGGUCGGAAAUCUCCGAAGACAUCCAAGCGUCAGACCAAUCCUGCCGUGGCUCCUGGUAAAUCCAAGCGAGGCAAGAAACGUUGA
This is a messenger RNA of Darwinula stevensoni, 951 nucleotides long. The record is from the annotation of a GenBank genome assembly. NCBI's taxonomy places the organism in Eukaryota, Metazoa, Arthropoda, Ostracoda, Podocopida, Darwinulidae.